Messenger RNA from Necator americanus (New World hookworm), 288 nucleotides. RefSeq lists its product as uncharacterized. The coding region runs from base 1 to 288 and encodes 95 amino acids. The transcript has 3 exons. The record is from RefSeq and is a predicted model, not a curated record. Lineage: Eukaryota; Metazoa; Nematoda; Chromadorea; Rhabditida; Ancylostomatidae.
AUGACUGCUAGAGAUCUAGGACUUACUUACCUCGAUUCACGUGAGAUUGCAAUCAAAUGUGGCGUUAUUAUGCAAACACACUAUGUGACUUUCACUAUGAAUGGAACAUUCGUGCUUGCCGCUAGACAUCCACGAAUCCAGGAGCGUUUGGCCAUUUGUAAGCAUCAUCAUCUUUUUUUCUCGCACAACCACAGCGUCCUGUUUCUACCAACUCUGGUUCACCCUGAUUUCCAGAACCUGCAUUGGAUUGAUCAUAACAUGAUUGGAUUGCAUUCCGAAGUGGCCUAG